Molecule: messenger RNA, 3324 nt
Organism: Dreissena polymorpha
Lineage: Eukaryota; Metazoa; Mollusca; Bivalvia; Myida; Dreissenidae
Product: fibrillin-2-like
Exons: 11
Coding region: 222-2267 (681 amino acids)
Molecular function (GO): calcium ion binding
Source: RefSeq, a predicted model, not a curated record
GUUGCAUGCGUUGACGCAUGUAAGGUAUCAGGUUGCUUGCAGUGUUUUCUUCGAUUACCGAUUCAAACGCUUCAUGACGAUCCGGCAGGUAGAUUAAAUACCUUUAAAGCUAAAUGUGUAAUUUAUGUUUACAAAAAGGAAGUUUUGAAUAAUCAUAUUACGGUUAAGUGUAAUUUUAUUCGUCCACAAAUUGCUUGUGUGUAUAUGCUUUACGAAGUAUUAUGGAUUUAAGACUGCAGACAUACUGGGUUCUUUUAGUGGCGUCUUCUGUUGUUCGUGCAUGUCGGUUAAACGAUAACCCAUCACUCGGUAAUAUAUCGGAGAGGCUUGUAAACAACAUCGCACCUGAAGAUUUUCUCAACGAUUUCCAACUGAAUGUAGGGUGGUAUCGGGCUACGAAAAAUGGGAGACUGUACACAUUGGCCGAUACCUCAAACAAUAUAUCAUAUGGAAAUUGUGGAACCUUUUAUCCAAUUUACUUGAAAGACUUACACCCGAAUCUCUCGUCAAUACACUUCGAUUACACUGACGUAAAGGCAUGUGUCUAUGAUGACCCAGAAGACUGCAGCGUGGAAUACAAUUUACGUAUUCGAAGAUGUGGCCUGGACGUAGAGUACUAUCUUCAAAGCUCUGUUCCGUAUUCGGCGUAUUGUUUAGUGCAGCAAUGUGAACAAGGGUUUUAUGGCCCCGAUUGUCAACACGCAUGCCAGUGUAAAGCGCCUGGGACACAUCUUUGCUUCCCGGAUACGGGAGAAUGUGAGUGUAACGUUGGAUUCCAUGGUCCAUAUUGCGAAAACGACGUGGACGAAUGCUCGACUGGCACACAUAAUUGUUCAAGAGAUAUGGUCUGCUACAACACACUGGGCUCGUAUAAAUGUCUAUGUCGAGAUGGUAUGACUUUUGACAAUGCACGUGGCAAGUGCAUCUAUCCAGUUCGUUCGUGUCGGUUAAACGAUAACCCAUCACUCGGUAAUAUAUCGGAGAGGCUUGUCAACAACACCGCAGCUGACGAUUUCCUCAACGAUUUCCAACUGAAUGUAGGGUGGUAUCGGGCUACGAAAAAUGGGAGACUGUACACAUUGGCCGAUACAUCAAGCAAUUUAUCAUAUGGAAUUUGUGGAACCUUCUAUCCAAUUUACUUGAAAGACGUACAUCCUAAUCUCUCGUCAUUACACUUCGAUUACACUGAUGUAAAGGCGUGCGUCUAUGAUGACAUGGAAGACUGCAGCAUUGAAUACGAUUUACGUAUUCGAAGAUGUGGCUUUGAGUUGGAGUACUAUCUUCAAAGCGGCGUCCCGAAUUCGGCGUAUUGUUUAGUGCAGCCGUGUGAACAAGGGUUUUAUGGCCCCGAUUGUCAACAUGCGUGCCAAUGUAAAGUGCCUGGGACACACGUCUGCUUCCCGGAUACGGGAGAAUGUGAAUGUCACGUUGGAUUUCAUGGUCCAUUGUGCGCAAACGACGUGGACGAAUGCUCGACUGGCACACAUAAUUGUUCAAGAGAUAUGGUCUGCUACAACACACUGGGCUCGUAUAAAUGUCUGUGUCGAGACGGUUUGAUUUUUCACAAUGCCAAUGACAAGUGCAUCCACCCAGAAUGUUUCAAUGACACCUACGGAAUUGGUUGCUCAUUAAGAUGCCAAUGUAAUACAGAACACAGUAUCCAACACAAAGUCAACCAAUGGUGUAACCCAGUACUUGGCCAUUGCACCUGCAAACAAGGAUGGACGGGAUUCGCGUGCGAUGCUGAUAUCGACGAAUGCAAGGACAACGGAGAUUGCACUAAGGUUAAUAGUGUCUGCAAGAACAUUCCCGGUAUAUUUUCAUGUGAAUGUAAAGAAGGCUACUCAGAUGUAGGAGGGGAAUGCGUAAGUGAACCUACAUCUAAUUAUACAGCAGUGAUUACAUCAGUUUCCGUCAUUCUUGUCGCAAGUUUGAUUCUCGCCGCCAGCAUUGCUCUGUGGAAAUGCAAAGGCAAACAAAUGACAAAGAGAACAGCUCCUUAUACAUGCGCAGAUACUGUUGAUAGUUCGAUCGACCUCCACUCGAACGACUAUAGCUGUAUCGGCGAAAUCGGAAAGUUACAGUCAGCUUCCAACCACAUGUACAAUGGAUACCUUCAAGCACCUGGAAAUGCCCACAUGGAUCCGUUGAAGAACGUGUUUAUAGUUGGCGAUAACAUCUGCUCAUCGCCUUACGCCAAAUGUGCUUAUCAAUCAGAUUGUCCGGAUGAACACGUUUACCUAUCUCUCCAAACACAGAGCAAAUAAAACACUCAUGUGUCAUAUAUGUUACGUAUUGAAUACGAGUUUUCAUUUCAUACCAUUUUGUGUGCAAUUAGUCGAGGCAUUGUGUAAGCGAGAUAACUAGCUAAAUAACUGUAGCAAGCUAAAUCCAAUAUAGCACGAAAUGAUGACUAUUGCCAGCUAUUGUUUAUCAUUAACUUUAAAAUUGUGUAAGUUAUCAAAUCAUCAUUAUCAAAGCUGAACGUUGUAUACUUACGUGCUUCGUCAGGCAAAACAUUCGUAGUGUCGGUAUAUCAUUUAACAAAUCACAUGUUAUAUUAAUUAUAUUCACAUGUAAUCGAUGUUGCAUGUUUACAAUACAUUAAGUUCAAGGAUAUCUGAAUUAGUUAUAACAUAAUAUUUUAUUUGUAAAUAGUGAUGCAUUUAUUUAAUACCAGACAUAGUCUGUUUACUCACAUAGUAUUGGUUUAAAAAAUAAUUGAGAGGAUUAGUAGUAUCUGCAAAACGUUGUUUAUAAUAUUUUCUGAAAUACUGUUUACCAAUUGUCUUAUAUUAUAUUUAGCUAUAAGAAUUAUAUUGUGUGUUAUAUGACUACGUUUUAAACAGCACGUUAAUGAAGGCAGUGAAACGAUAUUAAUAUUUAAAAAAAACGUAUGCAAUAUGUUAACGUAAAACAAGCACGUUCAUCUGCUUUUAUUGAGAAAAGCUAUUUAGGCUUAAAAAGUGAAACACACGUUUUAUAAAAAUAUGACUGUGCAUGGUAUAGACAUUAAACAUGAUUAAGACAAAACCAUUGGUAAUUUGGGAUUAACAAUAUAUGUUUGUCAUUGUUAAGUAACAUGGGUUAGCAAAGAAAUGUAAUAUUAACAAAAUUUAAUAUGAUUUUCGCUGUAAAUUUCGACACGGUUUCUUACAUAUCGUCACGCUAAGAUAAUUUACCCAUUACAUGGGCUUGUGUCAAAGCGAUUAAUAACGAAUCCCAAGAAGACACUAAAUUUCACAAAUUAGAAUUACUUAUAUUAAUUUGUAUUUUGAUUUAAUAUAUUUUAAAUGUUCUUAAUAAACUCUGUUAGCUGUUUAA